Cynoglossus semilaevis (tongue sole) is the source of this 17333-nucleotide messenger RNA. It is a transcript of the gene triob, whose product is annotated as trio Rho guanine nucleotide exchange factor b. Lineage: Eukaryota; Metazoa; Chordata; Actinopteri; Pleuronectiformes; Cynoglossidae. The record is from RefSeq and is a predicted model, not a curated record. Gene Ontology annotation, cellular component: extrinsic component of membrane; cytoplasm. Bases 4981 to 14406 code for a protein of 3141 amino acids. The transcript has 61 exons. Gene Ontology annotation, molecular function: guanyl-nucleotide exchange factor activity; protein binding; ATP binding. Gene Ontology annotation, biological process: axon guidance; protein phosphorylation.
CCAUUUUUUGUCACUUUUUUUCACCCCUCCCUCCCCCGCCAACAUCCUUUGUCAGCUGGUUAGACAAGGAGACAUUUGGGAGCCUCAAAGAAAAUAUGAAAACAACUGGUUGACACUAAGUUGAGAGAAGCUCAGCUCAAUUAGCGUGACGUAUGCCCUCUACUGUCAGUCAACAACAAAGUUAGACACCACAGUUAAACUUCCACCAUUUAAACCAGUUUCUUUUCAUGUUUUAGCUUUGACAUUAUUUAAGGACAAAAACAAAUCCAACGCAUUACUUCACUCACUGACCACUGGUCACAGGGUGUUCUGGCACAUAUGCAUGUAAAGGUUACCCAUGCAUGUAGGUCAGAUAUUUCACCAGACAGUGCUGUUGUUUCCUGUUGACUUUAGCCUGUUUUUCCCAGAGCUGUAAUAACAGCGUAAAGACACUGAUUCCACUGUAGCUGACACCUGGUUUAGAGACAUGAAGCCGCAGAGUUUUCUCUGUGUCCUGUUUGUAUUUGAGUGUCAGCUUAACAGGAUAGGGCCUCACUAGAGGUCACUUCCAGUGAAAUAAGUGUGUUUGCACGUGCAACAUGUCUUCAACUGGACCAUUGUCAUUUUGUUUAUGGUUGAUUCUGUUGACAUGGACGUCUAUGAUUUUAACCUGGUGAUGUUGUUGUUUAAUCAUCUGUUCAAAUGUAGGGCAGUGAUAUAUUUGUAUCUUAACAUCCAAUGCAAUGAACCAUAGACAGUGCAGCAUGUCAACAGACGACCCCCCACACCCCCAUGACAUACAGAGUGUGGACAGUGUCCAACUGGUGGACAGUUGUUGACAACAUCAGUCCUGUUGUUCAAGGUUUCCAUGGAUAUUUGUGGCAGUGUAGAGGAUUGUCUUUGGAGGACAAAUCUGUAAAUCAGACUGAGCUGUCUAAGUUUUCAUGCUCUUGUCAUUACGAUGUAUAUUGGUGGUAAAGUAUGACACUAAUAAAUUUGUUAGAUUGAAACUCCGAAGGUGGGAGUGAAACAAAAAAUCAGGUUCUGGAAGAUUUCUGUGCAUCAAUUCCUGCUUAGAAUCUUUCAUAGAAAAUACUGUCUUUUCAAUAAACUGUGCAAUUAAGGGCUUCAACUACAGUUUAACAUUAUUGUCUAUUUUAUUGAGGUAUGAAAUUAACUUUAGAAAGAUAUUAAGAUACUAGUGAGCGAGACAGUAAGCUCUUCAGAGUGAUCUUACUUUUUCCAUAGAUGUAAGUAUUUAUGAGGCGUUACCACUAGGGGGGAUUUAACUUCUAUACUGUCUGUAGUUUUUAAUUGUAUAUUGGAUUGUUCCUUUUCUUUAUCUAAGGACCAGCACGAGGGGCAGGUUGACAGGAGGAAAAUGACAGUAACAACAAUAGAGCAGAAUUAAUUUAUGUGAAAUAUAAUUCCUAAACGAUACACACACAGGACACGAACAUGUAUCUAAACAGACCUGCUCAUCGUGGCCCUAGUCUGUGAGGAGGAUUUGUUUCAGAGUUUUGUUCAUGAAACCGAAUGUUAAAAUAUUUGUGCAGGUUUCACAGCAGCAUGUUUUCAGCUCUGUUCACAGGCUUUAUUCCAGGUUUUGUUUUGCUCGCCUUUUUUUCUGACAGGAACUGACACAGGAAGGAAAAGAAGAGUAGUCACUGUGGGAUUAUUUUAAGCGUGGCCCAAAUAUUUACUCACAACAGAUGUGUUCCCUCCUUCAUGCAAAGACAUAUUUUGUAUGAACUGUACAGGUCACAAUUUCAUUUCGACAUUUUAAUGUUCAUUGACAUGAACUGAACUGAAGACCUUGAUAAAAAGAUAAAACUAAAAGUCACUCAUCUAAACUUGUGUCAACCUUUUCUAAAGUGUUUUUUUUUUUUUUGUAAAAUUAAUUCCUGAUUAAAGCCAGUGGUGCCUUUGGUGUCCUAGGGAGUACAGCACUCACAGCUGUAAUGCAUUUAUACAAGCAGCUUAAUGCAUUACUUUUUGUAUAAAUCUAUCAGAGCUGUAGUUCACACCACAUAUUAUGGCCCUCCUCUUCUCCUCCCACCCCCCUCCUCUCCCCUACACCCUGCCUGUCAGGUGUUGUUUGGCCUGCUGUGGUUUAUGAGCCUGGUUUGUUUUGUGACGGGACAAUCACAGUCCAGUUUGGGUAGAAGAUGCCAGUGAAAAGCGUUGCCUGAGUCAUACAAAAUGUCCUCCACUUCAUUGAUAUGGAGAUGGAGCUCAGCUGGCUGCCCAUUGAGUUUGUACUGUAUACUGUUGUUGCCUCACAAGAACUCUGACACACAUUUACCACACUGAAAAGGGGCUUUAAUUCUUUUUUGUAAAGUCGAUCUCUUUCACUGUCACCCCUUCGCUCCUCGUCUCUUAUUCCUCCUUACGUUCACAGCCACAGUGACAACAGGCUGUAGAGACACAGUCACAGAGACCAGCGUCGAUGUGGGAAACAGUGAGCAGCACUGGCUAAUGUAAAAAAAAAAAAAAGCUUCUUAGUAAAUAAAGAAUGUAAAUUUGAAUGUGGAGCUCUUAAAAAGAAAAAAAUAUUUAAAACAUGAAAAAACUUCUUAACUUUUAAAAUAGAUACAUGAAUGACUUUUAUUUUUUUGCAUUUUUGCCCUUUAGUUGUCUGUGAGCUAUUCCUGGACUCAUUUGGCUAUUUAUUUGUUUUUUAUAUACUGUAUAUCUGUAUAAUUUCUACUACAUCAUUAUUCAUUUCUCAAAAUAUUAUUAUUACACAAUAUUUAUUUUUAUUGCCAACCUUUAGUUUCCUGGCCAAAUUUCUGUUUAACUUUCAUAAUUUUUGGACAUUUUCGGUGAAUAUUUAGGCAUUUGUACUCUAAGAUACUGUAUCGCUACUCCCUAGAUACAUAUAUAAUAUAACUUAUUUAAAGAUGUCAUUAUUAAAAAAUCAACAAACGUCACCGGCUGCACAGACCUGACGGAGCACAUGACUUAUCUAUAUAUGCUUGUUACAGCUGAUUUUCACCCCUCCCCCACAUCAGUAUUAGUUGUGAGUUAUUUGUUCCUGCUGGAUCAGUCAGAUAUGUGACCUGGCCCACUCACAUGCACACAUCAGCAGGACAGACCUCCCUCCAAACACGAGGUCGAGGUAACACAUAUAGGACAAGACAGGACCAAGGUUCUUGCUCUGUGACUUUUUUUAAUAAUUCUUUUUAUUGAAUUUAAAUAGGUGAUAUACAUAAACAGAAGCAGCUGUUUGACUUCAACAGAUCUUUGAUAUAUGGAAAGGUUAUUCCACCUUAUGUAUGACAACAACAGGAACGCUGCCUUUUGGAAAUUCCUAUGAUUUGCUGUUUUGCUGCACUUAUCUGUGAACCACAACAUGGCUGCACUUUCCAUGCUGCUCCAUUUGCAUAACAUGGGCUUUCUAAGGGACAGGAGAGGUCAUCUGGCGGCAGAACCUUAUCAGACAUCGAACAACGCUGGUAGGUCAUUCAAGAAAGCACUGUAGAAGAAAGAUUACACAAAAAGGACAGGAGUGUUAAUUUUCUUUGGUGUUUUGGACAGGCUUUUCAAAUGCAUUUGGACCUGAUGUCAGUGCCUUAAAAAGAUAGCAGCAGCAGCUGAGAGUGACACUGCAUGUAACGUUGGAUUGUUCCUCAUGUUGGCCUUGCAUUGUAGUUCUUUCUAUUUUUUUACGCAUAUGUUAAGCCUUACAGUGGUUUUUACACAAUUAGAAAACAAAACUGCCCUCUCUUUUCAACCCCUUUUCCUUUGAUUUUAUACUUGGAGAGCAAACAAUGAACCCUAAUUUCUCCCUUGGAGUUAACUGUGAAUGAGCUCUUUGUUUCCUCGCCUCAGUAAGAGGAAUCUGGGCCCCCUGGGAAUGGAUUUACUGUAACUUCUCUUAAAGCUUAAAUACAAUUCAAAUGAAUUAAUUAUAGACUUUGCAUGACAAAUAGAGGCAGCUCUCAAAAUAAGCCCCCGAAGAAGGACACAGUUGGUUUUGGAAGUGACUCAAUGUUAUUAGAAAUGUCUAAAGGAAAGUGAGGCUUCAGAUGAUUUCUAAUGUCAGUAAAUAUGUUGUGGUUUAAAUCAGCAGUUACAUAUUUUUAUCAUCUUUAACAGAAGAUCAAUUCUGUAGAAUGAACUCAUAGUUUGAUUAAGGUGUGGUUGAAAGUGUGAUGUGACAGAGAAGACUAAUCCAUGUACACGAUUAUAAAACAAAAUAGCACUCAAAUGACUAAAUGACACGUCCCACUGGGCCUCGACUCUGUCAUAUCGGACAAGGUUAAUAUUUUUCUGAGAAAAUCUAUAAUGCGUAUCCGUGUUCAGAUCAAUGAUAUCAGUACCUUCUUCCUGUCAUACAGUGACCUUCAUUCUAAGAAAAUCUGACCAGUGGUUUAGUUAUACCGACCUAACUAUAAGAUGGAAAAGAUACAACUGAAGAUACGAAUGAACCAUCUGUGUGAGAAUUCACCCGUGUCUGCAGAGACAGAAACAACCCCGGCGGUGAUCAUGAUGAAUAAACUCGUAUAAAUCUGUUUAAGAAGGUGAUUAUUUACAUUACAAUCCUCUGUGUGAUGAAGUGUGUUUGCUCAAUAGCAGGAUCUGAGUGUAAUUUAGUGAAGGGAUUAGAACCAAUCAUCAUUAAAGAUCAUUUCACCAGCAACUCCUCCAGGGACAAACUGUUUUUUGGCUUCAACUUUUUCUCUCAGUGAGUAGCUGCUGUAAAUACUCACACAGCGAAAGAGGAGACCGCUAAAUGCAAAGCAGCACUUGUUAGUAAAUCUUGAUUUGGGGAGGGGCUGGUGACAUGUGGGGACAUGGCAAAGAAAAGCCAUUUGGUGAAGGCAAAAAACAGAGGCUGCCAGCUCACUGGGUGGCAGGGCGGUGGCCAGUCGGACCGUUGUCCACUGCAUACGGUUGUAUGGUUAGAAAGCUAUGGUGACGACCGAUGUGGACCUAUGUUAGGUUUAGUGUAUGCUACGUUUUGGCAGGACGGUCCACUGAAGCUUUUGGUUUACAAUGGCAGUGUUGGAUAACCACUGCUGGCAGUACGCCCAGGCUGGAAAAACCCUCAUCAGACUCUCAGGUAGAGCGCUGAAUCCCCUCCUGCCCCUCGGGUUUCAUCGCAAUGAGGACAUGAAGGCCAUCGAUGUGCUUCCUAUUCUCAAGGAAAAGAUCGCCUUCCUCUCAGGUGGAAGAGACAGACGUGGAGGCCCUGUUCUCACUUUUCCCGCAAGAAGCAACCAUGAUAGAAUACGACCUGAAGACCUGCGGAGGCUGAUAGCCUACCUGGCUACAAUACCUAGUGAGGAGGUGGUCAGACAUGGCUUCACAGUCAUCGUGGACAUGCGCGGCUCCAAGUGGGACAGCAUCAAGCCCUUACUGAAGAUCCUCCAGGAGUCUUUCCCUUCCUGCAUCCACGUAGCCCUCAUUAUCAAGCCAGACAACUUCUGGCAGAAGCAGAGGACCAACUUCGGCAGCUCCAAGUUUGAAUUUGAGACGGUGAUGGUCUCCCUGGAGGGUUUAUCUAAGAUUGUGGACCCGUCACAGCUGACAGCUGACUUUGAGGGCAGCUUAGAGUACAACCAUGAUGACUGGAUUGAGGUGCGACUCUCAUUCGAGACCUUCGCCAGCGAUGCCACACGAGCUCUGUCUCGCCUCGAAGAGCUCCAAGAAACUUUGUCUCAGCGUGAUCUCCCUCGGGACCUAGAGGGUGCUCGACGGCUCAUGGAAGAACAUGCUGCGCUAAAGAAAAGGGCCACAAAGGCUUCCGUAGAGGAGCUGGACACACAAGGACGACGGCUGCUACAGAGGCUACAGUCACAAACUGCAGGGGGAGGGGGGACUUGUGAAAGUGGGUAUGGUAACAGGGCUGGAGGAGCUAGUGGAGACCUCAAUGACCACCAUCAUGGGUACCACACGCACGCAGAUGCACACAACCUGGUGGCUAAGGUGACAGGUUUGCUAGAUAAGCUGCAUGGGACGCGGCAGAAUUUGCAGCAGCUCUGGCACAUGAGGAAACUGAAGUUGGACCAGUGUUUCCAGCUGCGACUCUUUGAACAGGAUGCUGAGAAGAUGUUUGACUGGAUCAUGCACAACAAGGGGCUUUUCCUUACCAGUUACACUGAGAUCGGAGGAAACCAUCAGCAUGCUGUUGAACUACAGACACAGCACAACCACUUUGCAAUGAACUGCAUGAACGUGUACGUGAACAUCAAUCGGAUCAUGUCCGUGGGGAACCGGCUUCUGGAGUCAGGUCAUUAUGCCUCGCAGCAGAUCCAGCAGAUCUCAGGUCAGCUGGAGCAGGAGUGGAAAGCCUUCGCUGCUGCCCUAGAUGAGCGCAGCACGCUGCUGGAGAUGUCAGCCAGCUUCCACCAGAAAGCUGACCAGUACAUGAGUAAAGUGGAGCCAUGGUGUAAAGCGUGUGGUGAAGGAGAGUUGCCCUCUGAACUCCAGGACCUGGAGGACACAAUCCACCACCACCAGGGUUUAUAUGAGCACAUUACCACUGCAUAUUCUGAGGUAAGUCAGGACGGCAAGUCUCUCCUGGAUAAACUACAGCGACCUCUGACCCCAGGAAGUGCAGAUUCACUCAUGUCCUCAGCAAACUACUCCAAGGCUGUCCACCAUGUUCUGGACAUCAUCCAUGAAGUACUGCAUCACCAGAGGCAGCUGGAGAACAUCUGGCAGCACCGCAAAGUUCGCCUGCACCAGCGUCUGCAGCUGUGUGUCUUUCAGGCGGGUGUUCAACAGGUGCUGGACUGGAUAGAGAACCAUGGUGAGGCCUUCCUCAGUAAACAUACAGGCGUUGGCAAAUCUCUGCACAGAGCCAGGGCUCUGCAGAAGAGACACGAGGACUUUGAGGAGGUAGCACAGAAUACCUAUACCAAUGCAGACAAGCUGCUGGAGGCAGCGGAGCAGUUGGCCCAGACUGGAGAGUGUGACCCAGAGGAAAUUUACCAGGCAGCCCACCAGCUGGAAGACCGCAUCCAGGACUUUGUGCGGCGUGUGGAGCAACGCAAAGUCCUGCUGGACAUGUCUGUGGUCUUUCACACACAUGUCAAAGAGCUGUGGACGUGGUUGGAGGAGCUUCAGAAAGAGCUGCUGGACGACGUAUACGCCGAGUCUGUGGAGGCAGUGCAAGAUCUGAUCAAACGUUUUGGCCAGCAGCAGCAGACGACUCUGCAGGCUACUGUCAAUGUCAUUAAGGAAGGAGAGGACCUCAUCCAGCAGCUCAGAGACUCAGCCAUUUCCAGCAAUAAGACACCACACAACAGCUCCAUGGCCCACAUCGAGAGUGUGCUGCAGCAGCUGGACGAGGCACAGGGCCAGAUGGAGGAGCUGUUCCAGGAAAGGAAAAUCAAACUCGAGCUUUUCCUCCAGCUCCGCAUCUUUGAGAGAGACGCAAUUGAUAUCAUCUCAGACCUGGAGUCAUGGAACGAGGAGCUGUCGCAGCAGAUGAGCGACUUUGACACUGAAGACCUGACGCUGGCCGAGCAGAGGCUACAACACCAUGCAGACAAGGCGCUCACUAUGAACAACCUCACCUUUGACGUCAUCCACCAGGGGCAGGAGCUGCUGCAGUAUGUCACAGAGGUGCAGGCCUCCGGUGUGGAGCUGUUAUGCGACAGAGAUGUGGACAUGGCCACUCGGGUUCAGGACCUGCUGGAGUUCCUCCACGAGAAGCAGCAGGAGUUGGACGUGGCGGCGGAGCAGCACCGGAGACACCUGGAGCAGUGUGUCCAGCUGAGACAUCUGCAGGCUGAAGUCAAGCAGGUGCUGGGAUGGAUCCGAAAUGGAGAGUCGAUGCUCAACGCUGGCCUGAUCACAGCCAGUUCACUGCAGGAAGCCGAGCAGUUGCAGAAGGAACAUGAACAAUUCCAACAUGCAAUAGAGAAAACUCAUCAGAGUGCACUACAGGUCCAGCAGAAGGCUGAGGCGUUGCUCCAGGCCAACCACUAUGAUAUGGAUAUGAUCAGAGACUGUGCAGAAAAGGUGGCAGAUCACUGGCAGCAGCUAAUGCUAAAGAUGGAGGAUCGGCUCAAGCUGGUCAAUGCUUCUGUGGCCUUUUACAAAACGUCUGAACAGGUGUGCAGUGUCCUGGAAAGUCUGGAGCAGGAGUACAAGAGAGAAGAAGACUGGUGUGGUGGUGCUGACAAACUGGGCCCGAACAGUGAGACAGACCAUGUCACCCCCAUGAUCAGCAAACAUUUGGAGCAGAAGGAAGCUUUUCUCAAGGCCUGUACAUUAGCCAGACGUAACGCUGACGUCUUCUUGAAGUACCUGCACAGGAACAGUGUUAACAUGCCCGGCAUGUUGUCCCAUGUCAAAGCUCCAGAGACUCAGGUUAAGAAUAUCUUGAAUGAGCUGCUGCAGAGGGAGAACAGAGUGCUCCACUUUUGGACCAUGAGGAAACGGAGAUUGGACCAGUGCCAGCAAUAUGUCGUGUUUGAACGCAGCGCCAAACAGGCCCUGGAGUGGAUCCAUGACACCGGGGAGUUUUACCUGUCCACACACACCUCCACAGGCUCCAGUAUUCACCACACACAGGAGCUGCUGAAGGAACACGAAGAAUUCCAGAUCACAGCAAAGCAAACCAAAGAGAGGGUAAAGCUGUUGAUCCAGCUGGCGGAUGGGUUUUGUGACAAGGGGCACGCCCAUGCCCUGGAGAUAAAGAAAUGGGUCUCUUCAGUGGACAAACGCUACAGGGACUUUUCUCUUCGCAUGGACAAAUACCGGACCUGCCUGGAAACUGCACUCGGCAUUACAUCGGAUUCAAACAAGGCCAGUAAAGAGUUGCAGUUGGACAUCAUCCCAGCAAGUGCUCCGGGGUCAGAGGUCAAGUUGAGGGAUGCUGCCCAUGAGCUCAACGAGGAGAAGAGAAAGUCUGCGAGAAGAAAAGAAUUCAUAAUGGCUGAGCUGAUCCAGACAGAGAAGGCCUAUGUCAGAGACCUACGGGAAUGUCUGGAUACAUACCUGUGGGAAAUGACCAGCGGUGUGGAGGAAAUUCCUCCAGGAAUUGUCAACAAGGAGCACAUCAUCUUUGGGAACAUGCAAGAUCUCUAUGAGUUUCAUCACAACAUCUUCCUUAAAGAGUUGGAAAAGUAUGAGCAGCUUCCAGAGGACGUCGGACAUUGCUUUGUAACUUGGGCUGAUAAAUUCCAAAUGUACGUGAAUUACUGUAAGAAUAAACCUGACUCCACUCAGCUCAUCCUGGAACAUGCUGGAGCCUACUUUGAUGAAAUCCAGCAGAGGCAUCGUCUGGCCAACUCCAUCUCUUCGUACCUGAUUAAACCAGUCCAGAGAAUCACAAAGUACCAGCUGCUCCUCAAGGAGCUGUUGACCUGCUGCGAAGAGGGAAAAGGUGAAAUCAAGGACGGUCUUGAAGUUAUGCUCAGCGUCCCUAAGAGAGCUAAUGAUGCAAUGCACCUCUCUAUGUUGGAUGGUUUUGAUGGAAACAUAGACUCGCAGGGAGAGCUGAUCCUCCAGGAGUCCUUCCAGGUCUGGGAUCCCAAGACUCUUAUUCGUAAAGGUCGUGACCGACACCUGUUCCUGUUUGAGAUGUCGCUGGUCUUCAGCAAAGAAGUGAAAGAUUCCAACGGCCGCAGCAAAUAUCUCUACAAGAGCAAACUUUUUACAUCAGAGCUCGGUGUGACAGAACACGUGGAGGGAGAUCCGUGUAAGUUUGCCCUGUGGGUGGGCAGGACCCCGACCUCAGACAAUAAGAUCGUUCUUAAGGCUUCAAGCAUUGAAAACAAGCAGGACUGGAUCAAGCACAUCAGAGAAGUGAUCCAGGAGAGAACUGCUCACCUGCGUGGAGCUCUGAAGGAGCCCAUCCACAUCCCCAAAACCACCACAGCCAAACAUAAAGGCAGAAGGGAUGGAGAGGAGUUUGACAUUCAUGGAGAUGCCAGCAGCCAACCUGACACCAUUUCUAUUGCCUCGCGUACAUCCCAGAAUACACUGGACAGUGACAAGCUGUCCGGUGGCUGUGAGUUGACUGUGGUAAUCCACGACUUUGUGGCCAGUAAUGGCAGCAGCAGUGGGGAGCUGACGGUGCGCAGAGGUCAGACCGUGGAGGUCCUGGAGCGACUCCACGAUAAGCCCGACUGGUGCCUGGUGCGGACCACAGAUCGCUCUCCAGCUCAGGAGGGCAUCGUCCCCUGCUCCAUGCUCUGCAUCGCUCACUCCAGGUCCUCCAUGGAGAUGGAGGGUCUCUUCAACCACAAAGACACCCUGUCAGUGUCCAGUAACGACACGCUGCAGCCAGGCUCCAGUCAGACCCUUGGCCCCCACAGCUCACCAGGGCCCAAACGUCCAGGGAACACUCUGAGGAAGUGGCUGACCAGUCCAGUGAGGCGGCUCAGCUCUGGAAAGGCCGAUGGUCACGUGAAGAAGCUCGCCCACAAGCACAAGAAGAACCGUGAUGGGGCACGGAAGAAUAUGGACAUAAUUCCUGGCUCGCAGAAGGAUUCUGAUGACAGUGCUGCCACACCGCAGGACGAGACGCUGGAGGAGCGUAUGCGCAACGAGGGCCUGAGCAGCGGAACCUUGUCCAAGUCCUCCUCUUCAGGCAUGCAGAGCUGUGGUGAGGAGGAAGGAGAAGAGGGGGCCGAUGCCGUCCCCCUGCCUCCACCCAUGGCCAUUCAACAACACAGUCUGCUUCAGCCCGACUCCCAGGACGACAAGUCUGCCUGUCGUCUGUCCACUCGUCCCAGCAGCUCAGAGACGCCCAGUGCUGCUGAACUGGUCAGUGCCAUCGAGGAGCUGGUGAAAAGCAAAAUGUCCCUGGAGGAUCGACCCAGCUCUCUGUCAGUAGAACAAGGCGACAGCAGCUCUCCUUCUUUUAACCCCUCUGACAACUCACUCCUCUCCUCUUCCUCACCCAUCGAUGAGCUUGAUGAGCGCAAGUCUGGCUUCCUCAAGAGGAGACAUUAUGUGCUUCUGGAGCUGGUCGAGACUGAACGAGACUAUGUCAGGGACCUGGGAUCUGUGGUUGAGGGCUACAUGAGUAGAAUGAAAGAGGAGGGUGUUCCUGAUGACAUGAGAGGAAAAGACAAGAUAGUCUUUGGAAACAUCCAUCAGAUUUAUGACUGGCACAAAGAUUUUUUCCUGGGAGAACUUGAGAAAUGUUUGGAAGAUCCAGACAGGCUCGCGACAUUGUUUGUCAAACAGGAGCGGAGGCUGCACAUGUACAUCGUGUACUGUCAGAACAAGCCCAAAUCAGAGCACAUUGUGUCAGAGUACAUAGACACCUACUUUGAAGACCUGAAGCAGCGUCUGGGCCACAGGCUGCAGAUCACUGAUCUGCUCAUCAAACCAGUUCAGCGCAUCAUGAAGUACCAGCUGUUACUGAAGGAUCUUCUCAAAAUCUCUAAGAAGGCUGCAGUUGACACAUCCGAGUUGGAGAAAGCUGUGGAGGUGAUGUGUGUGGUCCCCAAACGCUGCAACGACAUGAUGAAUGUUGGCCGCCUGCAAGGCUUUGAUGGUAAAAUUGUGGCUCAGGGUCGAUUGCUCCUCCAGGACACUUUCAUGGUCUCCGACCAGGACGGAGGACUUCUGUCCAGAAUGAAAGAGAGGAGAGUCUUCUUGUUUGAGCAGAUUGUCAUUUUCAGUGAACCUCUAGACAAAAAGAAGGGCUUCUCCACUCCUGGCUACCUCUUUAAGAACAGCAUCAAGGUGAGCUGGCUGGGUCUAGAAGAAAAUGCAGACGAUCCCUGCAAGUUUACACUUACUUCCAGAUCAACCAGUGGUAACAUAGAGAGGUACACUCUCCACUCAACCAGCCCUGGGGUCAGUCAGGUCUGGGUCCACCAGGUCAGCCAGAUACUGGAGAACCAGCGGAAUUUCCUCAACGCUCUGACAUCCCCUAUAGAGUACCAGAGGAACCACGUGGGUGGCAGUGGGUCUGGUGGUCCACCCAGCGGUAGCAGCACUGGUGGUCUGCCGGGAGGCAGCAGCUCCAAUACGAGCUCCAACAUGGGAGGAGGAGGCGGGGGUGGAUCGGGAGGAUCAGGGGGCAAUUCCUCUUCUCUGUGCGGUCCUCGCUCUAGACCUUCCCGUAUCCCCCAGCCGUCCUCACGUCUCCCCCAGCCUGUACACCACCAUCAUCAACCCCUGGGCCCCGAGGGGCCCGACAGAUCAGCAGGUAUGUGGUCCCCCUGCCACCCUCAUCCCCACCCCUCUAACCCUUUCUCUGACUCUACCACCACAAACGGAGACGUGGUGGCCUCAGAGAUGCGUAGGGUGAAGAUGGCGGACAACUCUCACGGAAAUAACAGUAAUAACAGUAACAGGUCAUCAGGCAGCUCGGAGGGCAGACAGGCUCUAGGAGGAAAUGAAGAAACACAAAAACAUAAACUAGCUGGAAUUCCACAGAUGGCUGUGGCUCCACUGAAUUUGCCCCAAAAAAACCCCAAAGUUGGGACAGUCUCUCCUCUGAUAUCACCUCAGCCUCCUGUGGGAGGAGUAAACGGAGGGAAGGACUCCUUUGUCCCCUCCAGUCCGGCUCACAAAGGCAACACUUUCUGGGCUAUGGUCCCCAACAUUCCUCCCUCUCAUGGCAGCAGGCCUGGCUCCUUCUCCUACCCCAGUGACAGCAAUGGUGGAGGGGGAGACUCUCUGGGCCGAGGGAGUCAUGGGACGCCCUCUCAUCACCGUCACUCCACCCACAGUAAGGACAUAGACCGCAUGAGCACCUGCUCCUCCACCAGCGAGCAGUCCAUACAGUCCACACAGAGCAACGGGAGUGAAAGCAGUAGCAGCAGCAGUGUGUCCACCAUGUUGGUGACCCAGGACUAUGUGGCAGUGAAGGAGGAUGAGAUCAGUGUGGUGCAGGGUGAAGUGGUCCAGAUCCUGGCCAGCAACCAGCAGAACAUGUUCCUGGUUUACAGGGCGGCCAACGAGCACUGUCCUGCAGCAGAAGGCUGGAUUCCUGGCUUCGUGUUGGGACACACCUCAUCCUCCGUCACAUCUGAUCUCUCAGAAGGAACCAUCAAGAAAUCCCUAUCAUGGCAUACAGCGCUUCGCAUCCGUAGAAAAUCAGAGAAAAGAGACAAAGAAGGAAGGAAGUUGGAGAACGGCUACCGUAGGUCUCAGGACGGCUUAGCCAACAAGGUCUCUGUCAAGCUUCUCAAUCCUAACUUCAUUUAUGAUGCUCCUCCUGAAUUCCUCAUCUCCGUCAGUGAUGUGACAUGUGACAGCGGUGACAGUGUGACUCUCAGAUGUAAAGUGUGUGGUCGACCUCGAGCAACAGUCAGCUGGAGAGGACCUGACAACAACCCUCUCAGUAACAACGGGCACUACAGCAUCACAUACAGUGAGACAGGUGAAGCAGCCCUGCGGAUCCUUGGUGCGUCUGUGGACGACAGUGGUGUUUACACCUGUGUUGCCACAAAUGUUGCCGGUUCUGCUACUUCCUCUGCCAGCCUCAGAGUCUCAGGAUUUCCUGAUGAUGGCAGUGAAUACCUCUGGAAAGGCAGCUUUGAGUCCCACUACACAGAGAUCACUGAGCUGGGAAGGGGUCGGUUCUCAGUGACUAAACGCUGUGACCAGUUGGGAAGUAAACGCACAGUCGCCGCCAAACAUGUCAACAAGAAGCUGCUGCGGCGGGAGCAGGUUCUGCAGGAGGUCAGACUCCUCCAGACUGUGGAUCACCCCAACCUGGUCAAACUGCUGGACACGUACGAGACCGGCAACAGCUACGUGCUCGUACUGGAGAUGGCGGAUCAGGGUCGGUUCCUGGACUACAUAGUCAGCUGGGGAAACUUGACUGAGGAGAAAGUCGCUCUCUACCUGAGAGACAUUCUUGAAGCUCUUCACUACCUGCACGGCUGGAGGAUAGCACACCUCGAUCUCAAACCUGAGAACAUUGUUGUGGAACAUGCAUCUUCUCAGCCGGUGGUGAAGCUGACAGACUUUGGUGAUGCCGUUCAGCUGAAUCCUCCCUCCUCCCACAUCCACCCUCUGCUGGGCAGUCCGGAGUUCUCUGCUCCUGAGCUGGUCCUGGGUCAGCCCGUCUCGACACACUCUGACCUCUGGAGCUUAGGCGUGUUGACCUACGUGAUCCUGAGCGGCGCGUCUCCUUUCCUGGACGAGAGUUUGGAGGAGACUUGUCUGAACAUCUGUCGUCUGGACUUCAGUUUCCCCGAGGACUACUUCCAGGGUGUGAGUCCAGCGGCCAGAGACUUUGUGCGGCUGCUUCUUCAGAUUGAGCCGGAGCGCCGACCCUCUGCGACAUGCCUCCUGCAGGAGCCCUGGCUCCAGCCCCACAGAGGAGUGAUGAGCAGGGACAACGGACACAACAGCUUCACUCAACCACACCAGAAUCACCUGGACACCUCCAGACUCAUUUCCUUCAUCGAGAGACGGAAACACCAGAACGACGCUCGGCCCAUCGGCUCCAUUAAAUCCUUCCUGCAGAGCCGGCUGCUCAACCACAUGUGAGAAGACGCGCGGUCAAAGCUGCUGAGAUAUUGACCAGAGAGUUGUCCCACGAUUUCCUUUUCCCUCACUUGACCACAAAUGUCCUGCUGCUGCUGACUGACUACUCUGCUGAUGAAACAAAUUUGACUCUUCCCACCGACUUUCCUUCUCCUAAAUCUUGGCAUAUCAUCUUUAUGCCGGCACAACUAAAACAAACUGCUGGAAGCCGCUUGAGUGAUUCCACUUUCUGACUUAGCAGGGAAAAAAAAUCAAAUAAAAACAGAGCUUUCUCAACAAGUCAGUGUGAGCAAGCCUCACGCUCUGGACAGUGUUAAACAGAGAAACUAGAAUACUGUAUGAUAAGAGUAAUUCAGGCUGCUUUUGGUUGAAGACAUUACAAUGUUUUGGGUUUUUUUGUAAUGAGAGAUUACUUUUUGUAAACGAAACCAUGUACAGCGAGGAAACAGAACAGUCUCUAUUCAUGCCUUUGAGGAGAAUCAAAGGUAAAGUGAGUGAGCUGAGAGAAUUCUGAGAUGUGUGAACAAAAAUCUAGAUGAAGACCAAAAUCACGUUUUCCACAAACACCUUGUAGUUAAGUUAUGUUCAGUGCAAUAGUUUGCUUCUGUCUUUACGUCCCGGCCCGUUUGGUUUUGAAGUGUGAAGUCACCAUUGAACGAUAGUGAAAAUGUGUUUUAACCUGCGUUUGCCUUAGUUGUAAAUAAUGUACAGUCUCUCUGCCUUCCAUUACCAUUUCAAAGACGUUUUCAAUAAUAACAUUGAAAAGAAGCUGUUUAUUUUAAUGAGCUGCGGUUUGUGGAGCUACAGUUGGGGAUAAAAUGAUUAUUAUCCAUGAUGUAUGUAAUUUUAUUAGUUUAAAUGCAGCAUUUUGGAGUAUUUGGGCUUGAGUUACCAGGUUUAUAGUUUGUUUGAUGACAGAAACAAUGUUUUCCAAAACUCCAAAAAAAUACUAAGGUCAGAAUUCUUAGUCCCAUUGAUCCUAAUAGUUGCUUUUACACCAUAUUUGGAUUAAAAGGAGUCGUGCAUUGGCUUUUUUAAAAGGUGACCGACAAAUAUUCGACGGCUAGAUCUAAAUCCAAUUCCAAUUCUAGAUCUAAAUCCAAUUCUCGAAACGUUUUUCCCUUAUCAAUUAGAUAAUUGUUUCCCAAAGACUGAGUCGCGAACCUCAGGUAGAUCACAAGAGGGUUUUUUUUGGGUCGCCUCGCAUCAUGUUUCCCAGGAGUUUACGAGUAAUGUCUAUUGACUUGGGUUGUGAAGGUUUGUGACUUUUAAAAUAUGGGUCCCCAGAAAAAAGGUUUUUGGGAAACACUGAAUAAGCACUUUGUCUAAAACUAUAGUUAAACUUAAACAUUUAGAGCAUUACAGUGUUAACGCUAAUGAUUGGUUCAAGCGAUAAUUUCUACCUUAGUGAUUUUGAAGUUUUGUGAAAUAUUUUGUUUCCGUCUGUGAAUAAAUCAGGAUCAGCUCCCAAAACAACGUUAGCUAUGUUUAGAUUUGUUCUGACCUAGGUUAAAAAAAACAACCUGGAAAGAACUGACUUCCUCCAGUAAUUUAGUCCCCACCUGUUCGACAUCCUGCGAAGCCUCGGUGCCCCCGCCCCAGAUAUUCACUCUGAACAAACCGCUGAUAGAAGUGCACUCGUAAUUUGCAUCGAUUCCCAUGUGCAAUGAUUGUUGCAGCUUUAACGUUUAUGCAACUAUUUAUGAAGACCUGUGUUGUAGCCGUAUUCUUAAAAAGGCAUGUACGUACCUGGUACUGCAGUAGUUGUCUGUAUUGUGUUACCUUUUAUGUAUUAAGUUCAGUAUUAAAAUCUAAAAAAAACGCCACCGAAAAGGGGGUGUUUGAGAACUAGUGUAUAAAGAUGUGUAUCUAUUAAAAUAUACAUAGGCACUUAUGCUUUCAUUUGGUCAUGAUUUUGCUUUUAUUUUCCGUAACUAUACCAAAGUUAACGAUACUUUCUGUUGAUUAUUAAUGUGUUGUUAUUUUUUCUUUCUCUUUUUUCUUUAUGUUAACUUAUAAAAGAGCACACUGAACCUAGACGUACAUGUGUUUACACAGGUUUAGUCUGGCUUUAUUUAUUCUUACUGUAAGGACUUGUUAGGUGUUCAAAUGCUUCAAAGAGCCCCCAUGUUAUUUUAAAGCUGUUAAAGUGUUUCUGCUGUGAGAAUUUGUUUGGCUUUUGUAACUAGAUGCUGUUGUGUGUGAAUAGAUUCUUGUUCUUUUUCUCCGUCGGUCAUUCUUACCAAGCAAUAGAUCUGGAGGAUGCUCACUGUGGCCCUUUAUUUGAAAUGUUUAAGAGUGCAUUAAAACCUCCUAGGAGACACAAGGACCUUCAAACGCCAACAUUUAAAGGUCAUCAUCGUCAUCAGCUUCUUUAGGUUUCUGCCGAUAAAGACUUCCAGUUAUUUGGAAUCUUUGGAUGAGCUGUUGUCUUUAGGUUAAGAAGUUAUAAUUACUGUCUUUAUCUAAUAGCCAGUAAUGUGAGGAAGGUUGUUGAAACAAAAUGUAAUGUAACUAUAAAAAUCUUUGAUGUCUUGAUUUUCGUCAGCUCUCGUUGGUUCUCCCCUAGUUGGAGUCUCUCAUUUUGUGUUGUUUUUUUUUUUUUAAUUAUUAUUUAUUGGUUUUAAAUUCCGAUUUUCCCAAAUUCAUUGCCAACAUCUUAACUUAUGAAAAGGAAAAAGAAAAAAUGUCUUUGGGAAAACUCGCCGUGUUCAUGAUGUAAAGUUGUACAGAGAGGGUCGGGGCGGUUCGGCCCACAACCAGGAUGUAAACCUCAUACCUAUGUCCUAUUUUAAAUACACAUAGAAAAAGACUGCAGCGAUGCCAUUUUGAAUGUCUUACUCUGACUUUAUUUUUCAUUUUGCAUGUAUAUUUCUUUGUACAGAGGUUCUGUGUUUUACAUGUUAUUCUGUGUUGUAAAUAUUUUAUUU